Messenger RNA from Peniophora sp. CBMAI 1063, 798 nucleotides. Lineage: Eukaryota; Fungi; Basidiomycota; Agaricomycetes; Russulales; Peniophoraceae. The record is from the annotation of a GenBank genome assembly.
AUGCAGUCCGUCGCUCGCGUGGGCUUGUGCAAUGUGAGCUCGUUGCGCUGUCGCGCUGCCCCCGCUUUUGCAUCCUCGUCACGCGUCUUUGUCGAGACACGCCGGCCAUAUGCUACUGGCCCAUUAGGGUGGAUUGGUGAGGCAUUGUCGCCCAACGUACGGAAGAAGCAGUCGGAGGAGGAAAAAGAGGCGGCGCGACGACAGCAGGCGCAGAAGGGCACCGGAGGGCUUCUAGACGCGAGCCUUGUCGAGCCGGUCGAGAAGGCGAAGGCGCCUGCUCCGAUCAGGACUGCCGAAGAAAUUGCGCGGGCCAGAGCAGCCAAGAAGGCCAAGGAGGGACCGUCCGAUGUCACUCACAAGUACUCUACCACGAACUUCAAGCAUUCGCACCGCAAGCUGAACAAGCUCGGGAACCAGAUUGCUGGCAAGCCCAUUGACCUGGCCAUCGUCCAGAUGCAGUUCAGCGAGAAGCGCAACAGCAAGCGCAUCAAGAGCAUGCUUGCGACGGCCAAGCAGCACGCCACGAUGAAGGGUCUGGACCCGGAGCGUCUGCUCGUCUCGGAGGCGUGGGUGAACAAGGGUCCCAUUCUGAGCAGGUACAGGCGAUACAGGAGCCGCUCGCGCUGGAGCAUCGGCAAGCGCCCGGCCGCGCGUAUGCACGUCGUGUUGAAGGAGGGCAAGACGCGCGAGGAACUCGUCAAGGAAUUGCGCGAACGCAGGCUGAACAAGAUCGUAUCCGCGGGUUAUACCCGGGAAGACGUUCCCCUGCGCAACCCCCCACCGAUGUGGGCGUGGUGA